This is a messenger RNA of Durusdinium trenchii, 1915 nucleotides long. The record is from the annotation of a GenBank genome assembly. NCBI's taxonomy places the organism in Eukaryota, Dinophyceae, Suessiales, Symbiodiniaceae.
AUGCGCUCCAUCAAGCGUGUGUCGUUAGUUGGAGGCACGCAUGGAAACGAACUGUCGGGCAUCUAUUUGGUUCGCUCACUCCUUCGUCAGCCCUCCUGGCAUGAUUUCCCCUCCUUGGACAUUGAUUGCCUCUUGGCGAACGAGGAGGCGAUCCAGCUGGGCCGCCGCUUCAAAGACUGCGAUUUGAAUCGGUGCUUUUCGAAGUCCAAGCUCCAAGAUCUCCAAGAUGAACGCUAUGAAUCCCGGCGUGCUCAAGAACUCAACCAGCGCAUCGGUCCACGGUUCUCGGCUGAAGCUGCUGAUCUCUGUAUCGAUUUACACAACACAACCAGCAACUUUGGAUGUGGGAUCAUUAUUACCAACACCUCUUCGCCGAACUUACACUGGAAAUUGCAGCUUUGUCACUUCCUUUCCCGCACUUGUCCCAGAGUUCGCAUCGUCUUCGACUGCAUUGGGGACUGCUCUGAAGAGCCCUUCUUGCCACUGGUGGCCAAGAAUGACUUGACCUUCGAGCUGGGGCCUCAAGCACAUGGUACACUCCAAGCAGAGGUGUUUUGGAACCAACGCAAGUUGGUCUUGCAGACGCUAGACUUUCUGGAACGAUUGAACUCUCAAACGCUGUCCGAUGAAGAAAGAUCAGAGAAGACGCUCGAGGUCUACAUCCACACUGGUGUGGUUCACUAUCCCAUGAGGUCUGACGGAAGCCUGGCCGCUUUGAUUGCCGCUGAGCUUCAAGGUCGGGACUUUGAAGCGCUACGACCUGGGGAUCCGGUCUUUCAGGCACGGCUGUGCUGCCAAAGAGCAGCUUCGCUGGAGCCAGAGUGCUACCCCAUGUUCAUCAAUGAGGCUGCGUAUGUGUCGAGCGGCAUCGCUUUCCAAAAGACGAUGCGAUGCGAGCUCAAGAUUCCGGAGCUCCUUGGACGGCGAAGAGAGUCGACCGACGGAGACCGGGACACCGGGGGUGGCCUUCGAUCACCUGAGGUGGUCAAAAGCAAUGCGCAGUUCUACGACUUGGCAACCCUUCAGCUGGGACUCCGGGAGCGCCAUGUGGCCAGUUCGCCCAAAGAGCUCCAGUUGCUGCUCCACAAGGGGCCGCCCGGGUUUGUGGAAGUUGAUGGCUAUUGGCGGCUGUUGCCAGAAAGAUUGCAGCGAGAGGCUGUCGAUGGGAAUGCCUUGCUUGAGGAGGUGCAGAAGACGCUGUCAGAUGGCGAGGCUGUGACACUCAACGUGUUGGGAUUGGUCCAUUUGGAGCGAUUCUGUGCGAGAGAGGUUCCAAGUGGCUCCCGUCGCACGACCGUUGUGGCGCCCUCAGCCACCGUUGUGGCCCCAUCCAUUAACUCUGCCAGUCGUUUUGCGGAGAAAAAGACUUUGAGUGGAGUUGAUCCCCCCUCAGCCGUGGAGUUGAUCCCCUACUCGCAUUCCUUCCAGUUGCUGGCAACUCGAACACGUGUGGAUGAGCUUGAGGACCCCAAUGAGCGCUUGAAGAGACUCUUUGAAGUGCAAUCACAUUGGCGGUUGCCAUGGGAGGGCCAAGAGAAGCCCAAAGUGGCCAAAGCCUUGAACUUAGCACAAAAUAGGUGGCUGCGCGCCACGGGACAUGAAGCUAUUCGAGUUCUCCAUGAGGAAGACGAUCGAAGUGGCAGAACAGUGGAGUUUGGUGAUGCCUUUCACAUCGUUGAAAACAGAGUCCAAGGAAUUGGUUCAGGUGAUGACGGAGCUCCGGGUGUUGAAGAGCAUGGCCAGGUGUGGAAGGCCACCAAAAGGAGCGCCUGGCCAAUUCAGCAGCGGAGCUGGAGUUGCUUACUGUGCAUCAAUGGUCAUGGGGUUGCACGUGAUGAUGCACAAGCCGUGGUCUGGAUGCGACCUGCAGCAGAGCAGCUGGAGGCCAUGCAGAAGUUGGGCUGCAGAGGGCGAG